AUGAGUUCCUCUGUCUAUCUAAGCCUUCCACCCUCUUCGUUUUUCAAGUUCCCGCCUUCACCCCUCCCGGAAACCAUCCCGCCGCCCACUGUUGCCAAACCAACAUGGUAUCAGCCCUUCAAUAUUCCUGCGGAUCUCUACCGGAAAGCCUUGGCACCCCAGGUGCCUCUCACCAUCGCCGCCCUCUAUGCCACCUCUGUUGUCCUGAUGAACCGUGUCAAUAAGAAGAGAGGUUACAAACCCUGGGCCUUGAGUAAAACGACCGCCUUCAAGGCCUUUGUCAUCCUCCACAAUGUCUUCUUGGCCGUCUACUCUGCCUGGACUUUCGCGGGUAUGAUCCGCGCUUUCUACCACACCUGGCCCGAGCGUGGCGAAAAGUAUAACGUCGUCAGAGUUGCCGAUGCCCUCUGCAAGAUCAACGGUCCCCGUGGUUUGGGAAAUGCUGCUUUCUAUGAUCCUGCCCAAAAGAAAUGGACCAUGAUCAGCCCGGAAUACAAGCUGGGACCUGGUGGCGUACCUGACUCGACUGAUGUUGGACGUCUCUGGAAUGAAGGGUUGGCCUUCUUGGGCUGGAUUUUUUAUCUCUCCAAGUUCUACGAAGUUCUCGAUACCGCAAUCAUCCUGGCCAAGGGAAAGAGGAGUUCCACUCUCCAGACAUACCACCACGCUGGUGCCAUGAUGUGUAUGUGGGCUGGAAUUAGGUAUAUGGCGACUCCCAUUUGGAUCUUUCCUCUAUUUAAUUCCGCCAUUCACGCUAUGAUGUAUCUCUACUACACCUUGACUGCACUAUCCAUUCGCGUGCCUGUUGCCAUUAAGCGCAGCUUGACCUCCCUUCAGAUCACACAAUUUGUUUUUGGCUCCACCUUGGCUGCUUGCUAUAUUCUCAUUUCCUACACUUUCCCGAUUGGUGUUCCCCGUUCGGUUGCCAUGACUUCUUUGACCUCUGCUAUUUCUGAUGCCGUCACCGCUGUUGCUGUUGCGCCGAAUGACACCGUUGGAGGUAUGAGUCCUUGGCUCAAGAAGCUGGCUCUCCGUGCAGCUGGAGCUGAGGGAGUUGCUGAGCAUGUGCUUAAUUCUAACGGAGAAUUAUUUGGCGUAGACGGACGCCAAGCAGUGCAGGCUCUUCUUGCGAAACAGGAAACCCGAUAUGUCUUAGAACCCCGUACUUUCACCUGCCUGGAUACCUCUGGCCAAACCUUUGCUCUCUCUCUUAACAUCCUCUACCUCUUGCCUCUGACUUUCCUCUUUGUCCGUUUCUUUGUCCGAUCCUAUCUCCGCCGUACUUCCCAAGGCGCCAAACACCCAACCCAUGCUCACGCAGCCGAGAAAGCUGGCAUUGAUGCACUAAAAGGUGUCACGCGGGAAAUUCGGAAUGCUGUUAUCGAAAUGCAUGGUGAUGACGGAAGUGCCCUGGAAACAGAUUCUGGAAUCGGCACUCCCCACCCUGAAGCCUAUGAGGCGAACGUCGAUGACAUUAUGACGUACAAGCAGCUGAAAGCUGAGAGAAAAGAAGCCGCCAUUGAUAAGCACCCAUCUCCGCCCCAGCUGGCACACCCCUCCUCAGCAGAAUCAACACCUCAACCGGUCCGUAUGAACCGAGUAGCUGGCAGUUCACAAGGCUGGCAGCGCUCGCACUCCCUCCAAGACUAA
Paracoccidioides brasiliensis Pb18 is the source of this 1650-nucleotide messenger RNA. RefSeq lists its product as uncharacterized. The record is from RefSeq and is a predicted model, not a curated record. The transcript has 2 exons. Gene Ontology annotation, cellular component: endoplasmic reticulum membrane. Gene Ontology annotation, molecular function: fatty acid elongase activity. Gene Ontology annotation, biological process: fatty acid elongation, monounsaturated fatty acid; sphingolipid biosynthetic process; fatty acid elongation, saturated fatty acid. Bases 1 to 1650 code for a protein of 549 amino acids.